Molecule: messenger RNA, 3176 nt
Organism: Chlamydomonas reinhardtii
Lineage: Eukaryota; Viridiplantae; Chlorophyta; Chlorophyceae; Chlamydomonadales; Chlamydomonadaceae
Exons: 4
Coding region: 337-2718 (793 amino acids)
Source: RefSeq, a predicted model, not a curated record
GCUCAGUACAUGGACACUUUCGCGACCGGCUAGUUACAUGUACUGUUGUAUGAACACUGGCCGCAGUCGCUGCGCUUCCCGCGCUGACUAGCGCUGUUGCGUCGCGCGGGCCCUCCCUUAAUUAUAUGCCCUAUUGCCAAGUAUAGCUUUAACCAUGAACAGUUAGGCACGUUUUUUGGUCAGAGGUGGACUGGCGUGCAACAGCGCUUGGAAGAGGCAAUGCGGCACUUGAUGCACUCGCGCAGCGCUGGCGCAGCUCGUGGCUCUGAAAAGGAUGAAAGUGGAGGAGUGCAAUCCGGUAGCCCGGGGCUGCACAGCCUUGGCGGUCCGCGAAACAUGCUCUCAGACAGAACAAGCGGCUCCUUUGCGCUCGACCUGCUCCCUAGCAGAUCGCCCACAGCGUUGAAGCGCGCCGAUGCCGCUGCCAAGCGACGACAGCUCCUGGGCGUUGCCUCGCUGCUGGUGACGGCCUUCCUGUGGGGCAGCUACAGCCCCGUGCUCAAGCUGCUGUUCAGUGGGCCCUCGCCGCCCUCCGCGGCGCUCAUGACAGCGGCGCAGGCGCUGCUGGCUGCCGUGUUCCUCAUCGCCUCCUCCGCACAGGCCGCCUGGGCAGCAGCCGCCACCGGGAACUGCAGCGGCGGACUGGGGGCGGCGGCGGCAGCAGCAGCAGCAGCAGGAGGCGGACACCACAGCCACGGCCACAGCCACCACAACCGCGGCGGCGCACGUGUGCUGGCCACCGUGCUGCGGCCGCUGCUGCGCGCGCUCGGCUACAGCCACAUGCCGGCCUGGCUCGCGUACGGCAGUAGCAGUACCAGCAGCGGCGGCUACAGCGGUGGGCUGCUUGGUGGCAGCAGCAGCAGCACCGGCGCCCGCCGCGCGCCCUUGUUUCCACCAAAGGCAACGCUUGGGUACCACCCGCACCCGCACCCGCACUCGCACAGUAGCGGCGGCGGCGCCUCGGCGCCGCCCCACCACCCCACCGGCCUUCACACCUCGGCGGCAGGGGCUGGGGGCUUGGGCGGCUCCGCGCCGUCGCUGCCGCGGCUGCAGCAGCAGCAGCAGCAGCAGCAGCAACAGCAGCAGCAGCUCACGCCGCUGGCGUCGCGCGGCUCGGACUCGGACCUGGCGGAGAGCGGCGGCGGCGGCGACGGCAAGUGGGCGGCGGCGGCGGCGGCGGGCGUCGGCGGCGCGGGGGGUGCGGCGCUGCUGGGAUCGGUGGCGGCGGCGCCGCCCCGCGUGCACCGCUCGCCGCGCUGCAGCGGCGGCGGCGGCGGCGGCGGUGCGGGCAGCGGCACCGGCAGCGGCACGGAGAACGAGUCUGGGUACGGGGCGCCGGCGGGACUGGGAGGUGGCGGCGGCGGAGGCGCAGGAGGAGGAGGUGGCGGGGGCGCGAGUGCGCACGGCGCCAUCAGCCCGGCGAGCUCUGGGGCCGUGCUGGCGGCCUCUGCCUCCGGCACUGCCGCCGGCACGGGCACCAGCACGGCGCCUGUGUCGUUGCAUCCGGCGCGGCACCGCAGCGGCAGCCACGACGACCGGCUGCCGGGGGCGUCGGGCGGGUCGGGGCCGGCGGGUGGGGGGCAUGGGUUGGGUGACGUGCCCGGCACCGCCCACCACCGCCACAGCCACACCCACCAGCAGCAGCAACACCACCUCAGUGAACGCCUCAGCGGCGGCCACCACAGCAGCCAUAGCAGCCACCACGGGCACGGGCACCGGGGUCGGGCCGGCAGCGGCGGCCACCACGGCCGGAGCGGCGCCGGCGCCGGCCACGCCGGCAACCUGCUGGCCACCCCCCUGACCAGCCUGGUGGCGGCGGGGCUGGAGCUGGGGCUGUACAACUUCGGGGCGGUGGCGUUCGGCACGUGGGGCGUGCAGCGGCUGUCCGCCACCAAGGUGGCCUUCCUGGGCCAGGCCACCUCGCUCAUGACGCCGCUGCUGGUGGCGGCCAGCGGCCAGCGCGUGGCGCGAGUGGUGUGGCUGGCCUGCAUGGCGGGCGCCGUGGGCGGAUGCCUGGUGGCCAUGGACGGCCGCAGCAGGGCGGCGGCUGUAGCAGGAGGGCUGGGGGCGGACACGGCGGCUGUAGCAACCACAGCGGGAGGCGUGGCGGGGGCGGGGGUGGGAGUGGGGGUGGGGGUGGGGCUGGCGGCGGCUGCGCCGCCGGGGCUGCUGUCGGCGGCGGCGGCGGCGCUGGUGGAGGAGGUGGGGGCGGCGGCGGGGCACCUGCACCUGCACGGGCACGGUCACGGGCACGGGCACGUGCAGCAACACCCCAUUCGGCUGGAGCACGAGUCGGGGGGAGGAGGAGGGGGAGGAGGCGUGGCGGCGGCGGCAGCGGGAGGAGGGGGAGCUGGAGGGGGGAGGGCGUUGCGGCAACACCACCUGCAGCAGCAGCAGCAGCAGCCGACGGCGGCGGCGAUGGGGCUGGGCAGCUCGUUAGGUGGUGGUGUGGGCGGCAGCGGCAGCGGCGUGGCGGGCGGGGCAGUGGCCGUGGGCUCACGGGCCCUGCGCCUGGAGACGGCGGCCGCAGGUGCUGGGGCGGGGGCGGGGGCGGGGACGGGGGCAGCAGCAGCCGGCGGCGGCUCUGGCGGCUCUGGCGGCGGCGCGCACUCGGCUCACGCGCACCUGCUGGCUCGUGGCGCGGCGCUGCCUCCCGCGCUGAGCCCUGACGCCAUGGGCGCCAACUACGUGCUGGCCAGGCGCGUGGGGGGGGGGUAGCCAUCCAUGGGAUGGUGUGUAUCAAAUAUGAAGUGAAGUGCCGACGUCCAGAGGUACAGCGGGCACACGCGACGCAUUCCAUACCGUUGUUUCGCCAGCGGCAGGCUGCUGGUUCCCCCGUGUUUCCGUGGCGGCUAACGCUAAAAUACUAAGUUCCUAUUGAAAGCAGGUAGUCUGGAGUAGUAGUGGUGAUAAGUAAGGCUCGUUGGUAAAGAAGCUGAGUGCAUGCGUCUAGGUGGCUAGCUUAGCUGCUGCGGCGCGAAACCGGGACCCCGCGAACUCACCUAAUCGCUCAGCAAUGCAAGCCACGCCAGAGCCGCGCGCGCAGGGGGAAGCACACACAGGAAAUGGGCGAGCGGCAGUAAGGCGUGGCGGACUCAAACGGCAAACAGGCGGCACAGACAUACAAGCAAACGUGCAAUGCGAGUAGUAGUGAGAGCCAAAGUAAAAACGUAAAA